AUGAGCUUUAUCGUAGACGCAUUUCUCUAGAAAACAAUCUUCAAUAUUAAUGUGAUAACCAAUAAUCUCAAUUAAAAGCUAUUGACUCACUUUAAAAUCAUUGCAGAUGAGGAGAGAUAAUCAGGAGAGAAGGAAAUUCCUUCAAAGAGGAGAAAAAGAGGUAUUGAAUUUGUAAAGAAACUCAAACUUGGCAUGGGCUACUAAGAAAUUGCCUCAAGCUAAGAAAGUUAAUCAACUCCUAAUAAUAUCAAGCUUUUAUCUUCAGAAUCUGCCUUAAGUAAAUGUAAAAAAGUCAAUCUGGAGGAGUACCAAGACUAUCUAAAGGAUAUCGAUGAGAGGAUAAAUCAACUGAGUUUGCGCUAAAAGUAGUCUGAUGAGUUGAAUUCUGUCGAUGGUCAGUGCAGUGAGAGGGGCGACUCUGCAAAUCAUAGCUAAAAGAGUAUAAUGGCCAUACCAGAGUAUAAGGAUUAACAAUUGAGUUAUCAGAGCAAGCCUAAGUCAAUAUUGAAGUAGCUGACAUCAUACCCACUGGAAGGAGAGGUUAACCCAAGUAUCACUAAAUCUAAAAAGAAAGCUAGGCUAAUCUCUGAGCUUGAGAUCAGUGUCAACAAGGACGAUGACAACUACAACUACAGCAUCGAUAAGUUUAAUUCAAAGAAAAUAAAGUUAAAUGAGGAGUUAACUAUUCACAAUAACUCUAAUGGUAAUGAGGAAAAGAUGUUUGAUCUCCAAAGGAUCAAAGAGGUCAUGUCUAAAAUAUAAAAUUAAUCUCGCUUACACCAGUAAAAUUACACUGUUGACUACAACAAUUAAGGAAAAACAGAUCCUAACAUAGAGCUAUAGGGUAACUUCUAGCCUUUCCACAACAUGACUUAAAUCGAACUCUCUAAAGAUAAUGUCCAAGAUGAAUCUCCUUACUUCUAAGGACAAGAUGAAUAGGAAAAUCUAGUUACACAGCAGCUAUAGUAAGUAAAUUAGUUUUCUGAGGAUCAGAAAUACUCCUUUAGUGUUUAACCCUAUGAGUCUUUGGAUAAUCCCCUUGCCUAUUCCUGCAACUCUAAUAAAGAGAACUUGACUCCUUUUGAAAAAUCUUCUAAAAGUGUCAUUUAAGAUUAAUUGACUGCUUUAAAGAAUAGAGAAAAUUUGCAUAAAAUCUAGAAUGAUAUCAAUAAUCUUAAGCUUAAUGAGAGCGAUCCAGAUAGAGCAAUUAUAUAAGCAAGCAAUAAGCUAAUCUAGCAGUAUCAAGGUACACAAUAGUAAAGAGCACCUCUUGGGGAGAUUAUAAUUGAUAAUAUAAACCAUUAUGACUAGGAUUAUUCUGAGCAGACAGACUAUGCCUCUGUUUACAAUGAAUUUAUUCGUGACUGCAACUCUUAAUAUGUCUUAAGUGAUAAAUCUUCUGAGAGAAUCAGUAGUGAUGGAGAGUUUAAUGAUGCAUGCAGGAUUGCUGAGUUUGAUGAAGAUGAUCCUAUUAUAAAUGUAAUAGAGAAGUAAAAAGCUUAACUUGAGUCAUGUAAUCAAUACGAUAUGCUUGGUUUUGGCAGAAGAAGUCCUAAACUUACAGUCUCUCAUUUCGUCCAUAGAAUUGAAAAAGAUCAGUCAAAACCUGGUAGUGAUUUAGGUAAUUAUUUCAAGAGUAAGCCAAAGUCUGUCAAAUAUCGGGGUAUGAAGUACUUCAAGAAAAUAGGAUAUACUGACCAGAGAUAUAAGAACAUUCCUAGAUGGUGCACAGACAUUGAACUAUUAAAUAAAGUAGUCUUAUUCCAGAAAAGCUAAGCAGUGUCAGCAGAUGAUGUCUUUGGUAAGUUUGACCCAAGAACCUUGAAGUUUAAUUUGAGGGAGCUCUUUGGAGAUCCAGUGAGAAACUUUAGAAAAGAAAAGAAAUAUGACAGAAGAGGGUCAUCUGCUAAUUGGAAUGAUUACCAUGAGUUUGUCACACCUAUCGGGCAAAAUGAAGGGAAACAGUUCAAUUUAAAUUUGGAAGAUUAGAAGAGUAACGCCCAUAUAUCUAGCUUCUCUCCAUUUGGUAGGAAAAUGCAACAUCAGAAGUUUAUGAAUAGAUCGGAUGACAAUAACACUACAGGCUUUUCCGCUGGCAUGAAUUAUCUUGGGAGUUAGUCAACAUAAUUGAAUCACAGCUAUCAAGGAUCACAACAUUAAAUGGGAAAGGGAGAUGACGCGAGCCUUCACAUCAUUCACUAAGCUAACCUAUGGCAGAAUAAAUCAAUCAAGGGAGAUUUGAUGAUGGGGGGUUCCUUCCACAAAAUUGACGAGGAAAGUGAUGGCAACGAAGCUGAUAUGUGA
Molecule: messenger RNA, 2304 nt
Organism: Stylonychia lemnae
Lineage: Eukaryota; Ciliophora; Spirotrichea; Sporadotrichida; Oxytrichidae
Source: the annotation of a GenBank genome assembly